UGGUUGAAAGAACACAAGCCGGUAAUAGGGGCAAAUGGGGAAGUUUCCUACGAUGGGAAGAACUGCAAGAGUCGAUGCUUCACUGACAAGGAGCCUCAUAUAGAGAUGGACGAGGGUAUAUUGGACGAUUCGGAGGCGCAAUUCAUCGGUAGCAUCUGUCUAUUAGAAGAUGAAUCGGUUAACCUCCGCGAAACCCUUCCCUCUUGGCUCCAUAAGUUUCUUAAAGUCUUCCUACCGUCGGAAGCAGAUAAGUUACCACCGCAUCGAUCUUACAACCAUGCGAUAGACCUCGAACCAGGGAAGCAGCCACCAUGGGGACCUUACCUGGAGAAGAUGCUACGAUUGGGAAAGAUUAGGCUGAGUAAAUCACCGGCAGGAGCCCCAAUCCUAUUUGUGAAGAAGAAGGACGGUACUCUGCGACUUUGGGUUGACUACCGUGGACUUAACCGCGUGUCCAUCAAGAACAGGUAUCCUCUACCACUUAUGGAUGAGUUGCGAGACCGUGUAGCAGGCGCGGUUAUCUUCUUGAAGAUUGACCUGAAGGAAGGUUACAACCUCAUCAGGAUAAAAGAUGGCGAUGAGUGGAAGACAGCCUUCCGUACACGGUACGGGCAUUUUGAGUACCUCGUCAUGCCUUUUGGGCUGGCAAAUGCGCCGGCGACCUUCCAGAAUAUGAUGAAUGAUGCGCUGAGGGAAUUCCUGGAUCAAGGUGUAGUAGUAUACCUUGAUGAUAUCCUUGUAACGGAGCCAUUUCAACUGUUUGGUGUAUGA
Morchella sextelata is the source of this 771-nucleotide messenger RNA. RefSeq lists its product as uncharacterized. Lineage: Eukaryota; Fungi; Ascomycota; Pezizomycetes; Pezizales; Morchellaceae. The transcript is spliced from 2 exons. The record is from RefSeq and is a predicted model, not a curated record. The annotation marks the transcript as partial.